This is a messenger RNA of Uloborus diversus, 1906 nucleotides long. RefSeq names its product trichohyalin-like. The record is from RefSeq and is a predicted model, not a curated record. Lineage: Eukaryota; Metazoa; Arthropoda; Arachnida; Araneae; Uloboridae. The transcript has 20 exons. Bases 209 to 1906 code for a protein of 565 amino acids.
AUUUGAGUGUAAGAAUUUUAAAAAUCGGAAAAGGAUUUCAGUCGGCCAAUGACAGAACUUUCUCGACUGCUGACUUAAUCUAUUUUUCCGUGAAUCUUACAUUAAUUCUUUGCUGUCUGGGGCUUGUUCCUUCAAGAAGGAUUCUUUUGGUCAUUCGGGAAAUCCGAUAUGAAGUCUUGAUUUCCAAAGAAAAGACUCCGACUCGGAAAUGGGCGCAGCGGUGGAGGAUAGUCUUGUCCCGGACAGGAUCUAUGUGCACCAGCUAAACCUCACUUCCGCCGAUGUCCGACGCAGACAGAGGGAGAAACAAAUGGUUGAAGAAGAGAAAAGAAAAGUUUUAGAAAUGAAGGAAAUCAAGAGAAGGCAGAAAGAAGAAGAGAAAAGGAGGGACAUGGAAAUGCUAUUGUCUUACGAUCCAUGGGGUAAACCUGGAGCUGGUGCAAAAGGGGGCGAUUCCAAGCGCAAGAAAUAUCCAGAAGGCAGACUUCCAGAUGAGACGUUGCCAGAAGAAGAGACCAUGGAAGGAUUUAUCCGGAAGUUCGGCAAACCGGGGGCUGGAGCUCCCAUGAGAACUGAAUCCGGCCGCAUCCGUACUCAGAUACCAGGACAUCCGGACAUCCGUUUCCAGGACACACAACACGUGAGACUCAGUAUUGAGAAUCAACUACGGUAUAAAAACGAAGACAAGGAGAAUUACCGUGGCAAUCUAAAUGAAUUGAUUCAGCAAAAACAACAACUUCAAGAGCAAGAAAAAGAAUGGGAAUCCAAAAAGCUGGAAGAAAUGAGGGAGCUAUAUCCUUUCGGGAGAGAAGACAAUAACAAUGGUGGGUCAUAUCUAUCUCAUACAGACCCAAUGUUCAUGCCUACUCGUCCAAGGAAACUGGAAAGGAAAAUGGAUGAUUUCGACCCGUGGGGUAAGGGGUUCGGCAAUCCCUCCCGGGAUCGAAGGGGAAAUGUUCAGCGCCACAAGUUCGCCCCCUCCGCUGAAGAAGGUAUCGUACCGGAACCCGAGGAGACUAGAGAAUACUCUUUAGGCCUGAGACGGAACAGGGGUGGAGACGGCGCCCCGCAUCUGACUGAAAGCGGACAUGCAAGAACACGUUUGAGAAACACUUUGAGGAAUAUCAAAAUGAUGGGUCCACACAUAGACGAAUCUUCAGAUGUCUAUUAUCCUUGGGGUAAACCUGGCGGCGGAGCUCCUUUCGUACGAGAAGAUGGCAAACCAUUUGAAGAAAAAUUGGGCUGGUCCUUAACAGGUCAUCCAAAGAAGCGCAGCAAAGAAGCUAAGAGAGAAUACAGAAGCGAACUCGAACAAGAAAUGGAAAUAAGAAAGCAACGGGAACAGCAAGAACGUUUACAAGAUCCGAUCAUUCGAAUUCGACCCCCUCAGAAGAUGUCCAAAGGAGCUUCGGGUGCAGAACUCGUGACUCUUAUUCGGCAAGGAGCCGGGGGUGGAGCACGAAAAAAUCCAGUGACAGGGGAACUUUUACCAUGCCAUCGACUAUUAACGGAUGUAACGAAAGAGAGACUGGACAUACGUCGGGCGAAGUCGCAAGAAACGCUUCUUUACCACAGCGAAUUAGCGGAGCAAGCUGAACAGCGACGGCAGAUGCGGGAGUUGCAGAGGCAAAUGGAAAGGGCUCAGUCAGAGAAGCAUGUGAGCACGUGGGACUCCUUUUGGGGCCGACCCGGACACGGGGCACCCAGAGAUCCGGAAAACCACAAAAAGGAAAACAUCGAGAGCCUCCUCAUGGGAACGAAAACGUCGGAGCCAUAUGUCAAACAUUAUGUGAGAGAAAUUGUACCGAGCAAGCAUAAGAACAGAUACGAAUACCCAACAAAGGAUGUGAUGGUCGUAAAGAGAGAUUACGAAUUUCGAACGCCGUUCCCUGCAACAGAAGCCUGA